CCGCUCAGACGGUCGUAUAAAACGUCUUGGACUCGUGUUCGUUGUAGUUAUACCGCUCUGGUAACGUUCGCGUUCGGUACAACCAGUGAAUUAUUAAUAGUUAAUAUAAUUCGUCUUCAUACGCGUCUCAUUUUUAUUUCGUUUCCACCGGUCGCGUCAACGUUUAUUAUCGAUUUCUUAAGAUUAAUUUAUAACACAUAAACCCGUCGACUUAACUCCGUCUCCGGCACGACGUACGAUAUUACUACCAUGGUGUCGUGCGCGGUGUCAAUGUUGUUAACCGCGGCGGCUUGGUGCGCGUCCGCCAGCGCCCUAGCCGUCCCGGAAACCGCGACCGCGGUAGCGAACGGCUCGUCGGCAACCGCAGACUGGACCACGGAGUCCGCGAUCUUCGGCGCUGCAAGCGCCUCCGAAUCUCCGCCGACCAUAGUGGUGUACAACAGCACCAUUGGCAGUGGCGAAGACGAUAGCAGGGACUCGAGGUUCCUGAGCUUCACGAUGGGCUCCGAUCAGGCAGCCGGCACCGCAACCAACUCGCUGUUGCAGGAAAAACAGGACGACCCGACCACUGACCCGAGCGCCCAUCUGGUCGACAUCUACACCGACUGUCUGAUGCAGCUGUCGUUCCCGUGCGUCCAGCGCAAGUUGUUGUUGUUCCUGGACAAACUGGGCAGGAUGAAAGGAUUCAGCGUUUUGGGUGAUCUGCUGUCGGUGGUCAGGAUCAAGAGGGACAUGCGACCACCCCUGAACGAGACCGACCUGAUGGCCAGACUCAACACCGUCGACGAACAGAGCGCCCUGUCUGCGCUAAUGGUGCACACCCUCGACCGUUUCAUCGGGUCGCACAUUCUCCGCGUCACUUUGCCAUCCGGAAUCACGGCGGCGCUAAAAGGAAACGCUCGGUCCAUCCCCGGCAACACUUUGGACAUAAACUUGUCUCGGGCCAUCGGAGAAGGCCGAGGAAAGGGAAAAAAAUACAAGAAAAUGAUGCACAUGAUGAUGAUGGGACUGAUGGGCAAAAUGGCGCUCAUGGGUCCGCUGAUGAUGUUGAUGAUCAAGGUGAAGGCCAUUAAAGCGCUGCUCUUGAGCAAACUCGCUUUGCUGAUGAGCUUGGCACAGCUGCUGAAGGGCAAGAAGAGCGGUGGAGGUGGAUCUGGCAAAGAAGUGAUCAUCGUACACGACAACCACGGGGGAGGAGGCGGUGGAGCCGCGGAGUACGGCGCUGGGACAGCGGCAGGAUGGGUGUCCGGUCACACGGCAACAGGUUGGUCGACGGGUGGCGGUGCCGACAGCUACUCGGCGGGAUCGCACAUCGGCGGCGGCGACAACACGUACGCCGGCGGCCAAGACUCCUAUUCAUCAGGCGCCGGAGUGCCCAGUGGCUGGGCGGGCGUCAACGGACACGGCGGCAGCGGAUGGGCGAGAAAGUCCAUGGUGCACGAACCUCAUUGGGUUGCUUACCGUGCUUACAUUCCCACACCCGAAGACGACCACGCCAACGAAAAAUGACUCGAAAAUCUAGACUAAGACACCCGACCCAACGCAUAUUAUUAUUAUAUUAUUGUAGCGUAUAUGACGUACUUCGUAUUAUUAUUCAAUAAUUAUAUUGUGUACAUAAUAGCAUGAUCGCGUUUGUGCAGUAAACACAACAUAUUAUAGUUAAGU
Messenger RNA from Myzus persicae (green peach aphid), 1665 nucleotides. RefSeq lists its product as uncharacterized. The record is from RefSeq and is a predicted model, not a curated record. The transcript has 5 exons. Lineage: Eukaryota; Metazoa; Arthropoda; Insecta; Hemiptera; Aphididae. Bases 250 to 1509 code for a protein of 419 amino acids.